Molecule: messenger RNA, 3105 nt
Organism: Nymphaea colorata (pocket water lily)
Lineage: Eukaryota; Viridiplantae; Streptophyta; Magnoliopsida; Nymphaeales; Nymphaeaceae
Product: disease resistance protein RPV1-like
Exons: 2
Coding region: 1-1665 (554 amino acids)
Molecular function (GO): protein binding
Source: RefSeq, a predicted model, not a curated record
AUGACUGGCUGCGAGGCACUUUCAGUUGUACCAGAAAAGAUAGGGGAACUGAAAUCCCUAACCAAGCUUAGCUUUAAAGAGUCAUCAAUAUCAUGUAUACCAGAUUCCAUUGGAGGGCUUCAGCGUCUAGAACUUCUCGAUCUUUCUUCCUGCCGGAACAUUUCGUCUUUGCCACAACAGAUUGGAGAUUUGAAAUCCCUAAAGCAACUUUUUCUUGCAAAGACAUCAUUAGUAGAUAUACCAGAUUCCAUUGGAGGACUUAAGUUUCUACAAAUCCUUGAUCUUUCUAGCUGCAAGAACAUUUCAGUUGUGCCAGAACAGAUAGGGAAACUGAAGUCCCUAACCCGACUUAGCUUCAAAGAGUCAUCCAUAUCAUGGUUACCGAAUUCUAUUGGAGGGCUUCAGCAUCUAGAAUUUCUGGAUCUUUCUUCCUGCCCAAAAAUUUCGUCUUUGCCGCAACAGAUUGGAUUAUUGAAAUCCCUAAAUCAACUUUGGCUUCCGAAGACAUCAUUAGCUGAUAUCCCAGACUCCAUUGGAGGGCUUCGGUCUCUGGAAAUUCUUGAUGUUUCUGGCUGUAAGCAAAUAAAGUCUUUGCCAAAACAAAUGCAGAAGUUGAAAUCCUUGAAAAGACUUUUUCUUGGAAGGACCUCUUUGAUAGAUGUACCAGAGUCCAUUGGAGGACUUGAGUUUCUAGAAAUCCUUGAUCUUUCUGGCUGCAAGGAAAUUUCAGUUGUGGCAAAACAGAUAGGGGACCUGAAAUCGCUAAUCCAACUUAAUUUUAAGGAGUCAUCUAUAUCAUGUAUACCAGAUUCUAUUGGAGGGCUUCAGCAUCUAGAAUUUCUCGAUCUUUCUGCCUGCCUGAAAAUUUCGUCUUUGCCAGAACAGACUGGAGACUUGAAAUCCCUGAAGCAACUUUGGCUUUCGAAGACAUCGUUAGCAGAUAUACCUGAUUCCAUUGGAGGGCUUCAGUCUCUAGAAAUUCUCGAUGUUUCUACAUGUAAUAAAAUACAGUCUGUGCCACAGCAGAUAGGGCACUUGAAAUCCUUGAAAAAGCUUUUCCUUGGAAGGACAUCAUUGGUAGUUAUACCAGAGUCCAUUGGAGGACUUCAGUCUCUAGAAAUCCUUGAUCUUGGUGGCUGCAAGGAAAUGUCAGUUGUGCCAAAACAGAUAGGGGAACUGAAAUCGCUAAUCCAACUUAACUUUAGGGAGUCAUCCAUAUCAUGUAUACCAGAUUCUAUAGGAGGGCUUCAGCGUCUAGAAUUUCUUGAUCUUUCUUUCUGCCUGAAAAUUUCGUCUUUGCCAAAACAGAUUGGAGACUUGAAAUCCCUGAAACAACUUUGGCUUGGAAUGACAUCAUUAGCGGAUAUACCUGAUUCCAUUGGAGGGCUUCAAUCUCUAGAAAUUCUGGACGUUUCUAGCUGUAAUCAAGUACAGUCUUUGCCAGAGCAGAUAGGGCACUUGAAAUCCUUGAAACAGCUUUUGCUUCAAAAGACGUCAUUGGUAGCUAUACCAGAGUCCAUUGGAAGGCUUCGGUCCCUAGAAAUCCUCAAUCUUUCGAACUGCGAGAGAUUUUCAGUUUUGCCAAAACAGAUAGAGGAAUUAACAGGCCUAAAAAGCGUUUCUCUUGAAGGGACGUUGAUGAGGAAAUAUCAGAUCUCGGUCUAGGUCCUGCUUAAAGGCUUCACAUAAAUUAUUCAUGAGAGGUCACAAAGGCCUCAAUGACUUGCAUGACCUAGGAGAUCAGAAAACAUUACAGGAAUUAUGGUUGCUGGGUGUGACGUCUUGUUCUGCAAUUGGUCUGAUGAACAAUUUGUUACAGAUUAUCAAUUCAACAGUCCAAGGUGCUGACAGAGUGAUUGACUGUAUUAUACAUUGAGGUGUCAAGUAGAGAAUGGCACACUCUUUAUGAACAGAAAGUGAGUGGUGAGCGUGUUGGUUCCACCUUGUUGAACACACACACACUCACUUAUAAGGGUCUCUUUUUCAGAUGGUUGGUUUGGUAUGAGAUUACUGUAGCCAUUUAUUCACUGAUCUAUGACCUGCAUUCCAAAUCACUUCCCCUGCAGUAACAUUAUUAUGAUGAAAUUUACAAAUAUAUAGGCAUACGACAAACUUACCUAUUCACUCGUUGGAUCUUAGGUUAGCACUCUAAAUUUGCUUCCAUUAACAUUAUUAUUUUGGAAAUAUCAUCAUAUUAUAAAUACUGUAAUCUUGAAAUGACAUAUUGAAAUAAUAAAACACUGCCAUUAUCAUAUACAGUCCUAGCACCAGAAAGCAAGAUUCACCAAAUAAUGAGGAUUGAUGGAUCAUAUUGUUCAAAAUUUGGAGGAAAACUGCACUCUGUUAGCUAAAUAUUGUUCUCUGUGGACCCUGGAUUAACCGUAUCCUGCCAAUCAUGAAAAUUCUUCUGACUUGAGGGAUAUAUAUGUGUGUGUAGAGAUAAAGAGGGAGAGAGAUUAGGCCAGAGAGAAGAACCAGACCUCCUAAAUUUUUGCUAAAAAUAUUUUAAGCAGAAUAUGAACAUUCUAAUAUGUUUAUAAACUCUGAGUUAAAAUAGAGGAUGUUCUCAUCUCAGUUGUUUUUGUUAAAAAUAUUGAUUUUUUUACUACCAAAAUUUUGAUGUUAUAAGAGCUCUUAUUUUUUUUUUGUUAUUCAAAGAACAUCAUUAAAGUAAAAAAUGAUUGACUUAAUAUAUGUUUCUCCUCAAAUCACUCUUAAGAUCAUAUCUGUAAGGGUAGAUUAUGCAAAAACUACAUUGAAAAUCAAUUUUAAGGGGUCCGUUGUUUUAUCCCUGACCUAAGUGGAUUUCUGUCCUCACACCAAGUUUUUUAUGAAAAUGCUUUGCACCCAUGUCUGCAUCUGAACUCAUGUCCCCACAUACAGCCACAUCCACGCCCAUGUGUCAUAGCCAUGAGCUUGAUGCUUUAAUCUCCACUGCUGCACGCGUUCCAUUAGGAAAAACAGUAUUUAUUCGUUUGUGGGAGCUUUUGUAACUGCCUUAGCUUUUUGAAAUAAUAAAAAUUCUGAAAGUCAAGUCUGCUUAUUGUAAAAAAUGCACCCUAAACUUUUCUUCCAUACAUGACACAAAAAGGUUUGACAAUCUAA